GAAAGUCUAUCAACGCUGUGCAUAUGUACGCACUAACAAGAGAACAGAUACAGCCGCGUUUUACCAUUGUGGUACUUGCACAAGGCAAUAGGACUCAAUUUGACUCUUUAAUUAGUCAGUACAUCAUUUUCGCAUGACUUGGUCAUGCACGCGUGUAAGAGAAAGAAACCAAACGCGUUUGUUUUGAUGUUACAUCCAACGCAGUAACAGACACUGGUGCAGACUUAAAAAAAAAAACUGUAAAAAGAACUUUAUCGUCUUUCGAGCAAAUUGCCCUGGCUAGCUCUCAAGCGUUUGCGAAACCAAAGAAGGAGAAAAGCAACAUGCAUGUAUAGUCAUAGAAUGUAGUGUAGACGACCAAUCGAAACUUUCGUAAUGCGCUUAGGCUUUAGGUUUAGUCUGAUACAAUACACGCUUCGCGGUUAACGUCGUUUGAAAUUCUCGUAUCCGCGUGUGUGGCCAAAGUUGCGGAAGAAAAAGAAAGAAAAAAAUAGAGAGUUCACGUUAUAUUAAAUAAAGUGUAUUCUUUAUUCCACUAUCGCGGCGACGCACUUAAUAGUGUUAUGUGUUAAGAUGAUAGAUCGCAACAAACAUCAGUGUUUAUUAUGAAUGCUUAGGGGAUUAAGUUUUAAGAGUUAAGAGCCGUAGAGGAGAGAUAACGUAUUAUAACAGUGAUAUUUUGAUUGUGAUUUGUACCGGCAAUUCAACGUACAAUAUGAAUUGAGUUUAUCGGCCUGAGAUCCAAGAGAACCAUCGCGCUCCAUACUUGCUUGCACUUUAAGUUCCUGCACUCUUGCAAGAUAAGAGAGCUGGACUAAGGAGAUGGAACGAACUAAUGAUAAUAUUUGAUCACUCCAAGAUAUCCAAAUGAAGAGAUAUAUAAAUGAAGUUUCGAUACGAAUAAGAUUCUAAAUAAAAAAAAUUCAAUAUUGUAAAUGGGAAAAAAAUUUUCUUCGCAGAGGAUAAGUGGUUGCUAAAGCAUUAAUAGUUGUUCUACUGACGAAUAGAAUGCAAAUAUUCACAUUCCAAAAUAUGACUCGGUUGGGGGAGAGGAUGGUCAGUAUGAGCUCAAUGCUUGUGGAAACAGUGAGCAUAAAUUAUGAAGAUUUUAACGAAAGCUUUUUGACAUGCGGCACAUGCCUUUGUGUAUACGACGGUAGCGAACAUACACCCAAAUUAUUACCAUGUUCUCAUACAGUAUGCCUACAUUGCCUCACAAGAAUAGCGGCUUCUCAAACUCGCGAAGCUGGAGCUUUUCGAUGCCCAAUUUGUAGAGAAUUGAUUACCAUUCCACGAGGUGGAGUUCCAGCACUGCCUCCAAGUUUCUUGGUUAAUCAAUUAUUGGAUUUAAUGUCUAGACAACGCAGAGAGGUUAUACCAAAAUGUUCGUUACACAUAAAUCAAGAAUUAUUAUUUUGUGAAACAUGUGACACAGUUUUUUGCACAGUAUGUACUGGAGGAAGUCAUGCUGGCACAUCACCCGGAUGUACAGAACAUACUAUAAUUCCAUUUAGUAUAGCUAUAAAACGUAUGUCGGAAAUAUUAUUAUAUAAGGCUAACGAAUGUAUAUCAAAGUUGACUCAAGCCCAAGACUCUGUAAGUACGGAGCUUCAAAGGUUAGAUACUAGAAAACAAAAGUGUUUGGAAGCAGUGGAUGCUGAAUUUGAUGUCAUUAUUGCAAAAGUAGAGAGGCGAAAAGCUGAACUACAUGCUGCUGUAAUUGCAGCAGUACGAGACAAAAAACAUGUUCUUGAAGAACAACAUGCACUCAUUGAAGCGGAAAAAAACAAAGUAGAACGUGAAUGUGAAGGCCUACAGUAUCAGGUUGAAGUAAUAAAUAUUACUCAAAGAAUUGGUAGUUUAUCCGAUCAGUUAGAUGCUGUAGUAGCACUUAGUGAACCCAGGGAAAAUGCUUUUAUUACUUCAGAAUUUAAUCAUAAUGAUGCUCUUAACAAUUUGGAACAAGCUCUUAAUGGGUUUGGAAGAGUUAGAUCUAGUACAACAUUACCAGGUUUAUGUCGGGCUAAACUGAGAGAUACGGCUGUAGUCAAAUUACAGAAUGCUGUACUGGUGGAAACAGUUGAUUAUCAUGGCCUACCUCGAAAUACGGGUGGUGAUCCAAUUGGAGCUGAAUUAACUGUAACUGACAAUACCCAGUCACAAAAUGAAAAUUCUGUUGAAACGGAAGUUAAAGAUCUUGAAAAUGGAAUAUAUGAAAUUAGAUUUCGACCAACGGUAGCUGGUCACUACGCUUUAAAAAUAUCAGUUUUUGAAAGAACUAUUAAAGAUUAUCCUUUAUUCUUUGAUGUAACUGAGCAUAAUGAACCAAUAAAAUGUUAUGGACAUAGAGGUUCCGGUAAAGAAGAAUUUCAUCAACCAGUUGCUGUUGCUGUAGAUGAUAAUGGAAUUGUGUAUAUUGUAGAUACUGGAAAUUCGAGAAUAAAGGUACUUGAUAAUGAUUUAGAAUUUCAAAGACAUAUUUAUAAUGAAGGAUUAGAAGGGCGAAGUUGUACAGGCAUCGCAGUUUCUGAACAAGGUUUGGUGAUUGUAAAUUGGAGAACAAAAACAGUAACAGAAAUGACCACUCUUGGUAAUACUAUUAGAUCCUUUUCACAUAAUGCCUUUCAAGAACCCAUAGAUGUAGCAGUGGAUAGAAGUUAUGGACACAUUUUAGUUGCUGAUAAUGGACAAUGCUAUGUAUUUGUAUUUGACUGUGAUGGAAAAAUUCUUUUUCAGAUUGGAAAGAAAAAUAUGUUUCAGUUAAUAAUAUCUGUCGCUGUUGGUCCAGCUGGUGAAAUUUUAGUUGCUGGUUCGUGUAUUCAAGUUUUUUCUGCUAAAGGUGACUUUACAGAAGAAAUUAAUGUCGAAGGAAAAGGUAAAGGCAGAUAUGGGGGAAUUGCCAUUGAUAAUGAAGGGAGAAUAUUAGCUUCUCGUACUGAAAAAGGACAUACAGUAAUUCAAGUUUUAAAACUUGGCGGUGGAACUCUUUUAUCAGAAAUUGAUUCUUACAAUUCAAAGUUACGUCGUCCAUCGGGAAUUGCCGUUUUGCCUGAUGAGCAUCUUGUCGUAGUGGAUUUAGGCAACGAUUGUAUUAAAAAAUACAAAUAUUGGUAAAAUAAUGGAUCAGCAUUUAAAGGAACUCAUAAAGAAGAUGUUUUAUCCACUUGGCCACUAAGAGUAUAUAGAACACAUCUAUCUUAUUUGUAUUGAAAAAAUUGCCACUAACGUAAAAUCAAUUAUGUUCAGGUAUAUGUAUUACGUUGUGAUGUGAUAAAUAUGUGGCAUUCUAAAAAUCUACGAACCCGAGAAUGAACAAGAAUUAUAAAAGAAAAGAUUUGCCGAGAUAAUUAGAAUAUUGUAUCGUUAAACGAUGGCACAAAUGUGUAGGUAUUAUAUGAAGGAGAAAUUUUCCAAAUCCCUAUCACAUUUAGUAGACAUUACAUCUGAUGAUCUGCUUGAAAAUGUCCUCAGCCCUCAAUAAUGUAUUAUCAAUUAUUAUACAAUAUUUUUUAUUUUACUUUUUUAAUCUCUUUACUAAAAUCGUAUAUUUUAUUAGUGCAAUGCUUAUUGUAACUAAUAUUCCAUAAAGUAAAGUCAGACUAUAUUAUUUGUAUAUUUUC
This is a messenger RNA of Ceratosolen solmsi marchali, 3620 nucleotides long. RefSeq names its product tripartite motif-containing protein 2. Lineage: Eukaryota; Metazoa; Arthropoda; Insecta; Hymenoptera; Agaonidae. The record is from RefSeq and is a predicted model, not a curated record. Gene Ontology annotation, molecular function: protein binding; zinc ion binding. The transcript is spliced from 13 exons. Bases 1009 to 3114 code for a protein of 701 amino acids.